AGAGAACAUAUGGUAGUGAGAGGAAGCCAAGUUGCCGGGAGUGGGGGUGGGAACGUGAUGGAUUUUGGCUGACAUUUGGCUAAUUUUCUAAUCGAUUAAACAUUUAAUCUCAAUACAGUUCUGUCAACCGAGACGAGAAUAUGUUACGAACAGAGUGGACUAAGUUUUGUAGACACUGCCUUUUGCCAAAGGUGUAAAAAAAAAAAAAAAAAAGUGCGUUGUUUCGGAGUGAAAAUGGGAAUCGAGUUAUUGCACAUGCGCAGUUCAUAGUGAGCGUUUUGUGCUUGGCUCCGCCCACUAUGACUCGUUUGGAAACGACAGGCUGUGGUCUAUCUUGGUUUAUGUUAUAUAAAAAAAAACAUCUUUGGUCAAGCGUCCGGGAGCCGCCGGAAAAGAGAGAAAUUCGGUACACUACGAGAUAUCUACAUAGAAAACAAACGAAAAAAUAAAUAAGGAAAGUUUUUUGUUUUCUCCAGUGAAGACACAUGAACAAUCCUCUGCUCUGUCUAGACAACAGAAGCCCAAUGUUCUAGAAGUUGUGCUAGAACAGUUUGACCUGGAUCGGAACUGAUUUUUGAAAGUGCUUGUGUGAAACAAAAUGGAAACUGACCAAACUGAUCAAUCCCAAAAAGCCAGUCUUGUUUUCCAGUUUGAUUACUACUGUCUGUAGCCCUGUCACAGGACGAGCCAGAGAGAAGACCAACCAAUAAUCCUCCUCUCUGUGUCUUUCUCCUUUCCAACUCUUUCAGCUUUGCGUUGCUAUUGGAGCGUUGUGCUGCUCCCCUUUCGAGCCCGCUGAGUCUGAUUGGAGGGCUGGGAGUUGGAAUCCCACCCCCGCAGCGCCUCUUAUGCCACACCUCCCUGCUUCUGGCCCAGCUCAAAGCACAGCUCGCCAUCAAUCAGCUCGUUGCCGCGGGAAACAUCGCCAACGCCGUUACCUGUGCCAACCAUCCACUACCCUCCCUCACCCCCAUCCUCCUCUUGCCCUCUUCCUCAACCUCUUGAAAGCGGCAUCCACCACCAAUAACAUGUACCAUCCCCUAUAUAAUCCGUUAGGGGGUCGGUACUCUUCACAAGCCCAGAGAACACCAGCUCAGAUGGGGCGGUAUGGACUCACACAAGCCCAGUCCGGGAUGGACCCUCUGUUGGCCUCACGCCUGGGUCUGGGCCCUGUCUCUACUGGUGGUUCCUCUGGUUUUUCCAGCCAGGGGGCAUGAUGUCCUCGAUGGGGUACAACCUGGGGCAGAUGACCCCGGAGUUGGAGAUAGACCACCACAUCCGCUGGGCCAGAGAGGACGUGAGACUGCUCAGCCAGAUGGUGCAGCAGAAACAGAACCAGCAGACCCAAAUGAAUCUUCGCCUGAAUCGCAACCCCGGGGAUGAGCUUUCGUCUAGGGUAGGGAUGGGUAGCUACACCUCUGGCCGGUCCUGCAGCGACCAGCAGAGCUCCAUGGCCUCUUGGUCUGGCCACCUGGCCCAGUCUGCUUCCUCUAAACUCUUCUCCUCCCCCCUCCCUCAGUCGUCCCCUUCCACCUCCCAGAUGUACCAAAGCCAAACCUCUGGGUUUGGUGGUGCGGGAGAGCCGGGACCCACCUCAAUGGGUUCUGAGGCGCCCCUGAGUGUCUCCGCCUCGUCUGGCCCCGAUCCUCCAGCCCGGUACACACCAGAGUCCGCCAGCAACAUCCUGGCGAGUUUUGGCUUGUCCAACGAGGACUUGGAGCUCCUGAGCCACUACCCAGACGAUCAGCUGACCCCAGACAACCUGCCCUUCAUCCUCAGAGACAUCUGCAUCCGUAAGGCCAAUAGAAACAUGGAUGUGGAUCAUCGGCAUGACAACAGACCCAGCCCGGGGUCGGACCACUUAGGUGGAGGCCAGAGCAAAGUUAUUGAUUAUGGAAAUAUUGAUGCUUCCAAAUACGACAGUUAUGACAAUAUUCGAUCCAAUAGUUACGGCGGACAAGAUCCGCUCCCGAAAGAGUCGAUGAAAUACUCUGUCAGAGACUCUCCAGGCGGGCACACCGGGACACCGUACGGCAGUGUUGGAAGAUCCAUGACCUCAUUCCUUCCCGAGCAACAGCAGAUUUGCAGCGCUUCAGUCCAGAGUUCUAUCUCUCUCCCCAAGAAUGACAACGACACUCGUAUCGGUCUUCCUCCGCCUUCCAGCCUAACCCAAAAGACCUUCAAAACCCACGACUUAUCUAAAGCAGCACCCAAACCUAUGAACAUCCCUGUCCACGGCGGAGACCAAGGACUCGACCGACUCCUCUCAUCUCAGAAUCGAGGCACUGCUCGAGGCCAGGUUCAGCCUCGGUCCGACCUGGUGGUUCUUAGUGGUGGAGUUGGAGGAGAUGCAAGACUCAGGAUCGGAGGUAUCCCAUUGGGGAUUCCUCCUCCCACGCCACCCCUCAUGUGGCCUCCCCUAUUCCCCGUCAUGAAUCCGUCGGUUCCCCCUCCCGGCCACGUUCCGGUGACUUGUCCGCCUCCCCUGGUGGGUCCGCCUCCCCUGGUGGGUCCGCCUCCCCUGGUGGGUCCGCCUCCCCAGAUUGGUCCGCCUCCCCUGGUGGGUCCCCCUCCCCAGAUUGGUCCGCCUCCCCUGGUGGGUCCACCUCCGUCGAUGUUCCAGCAGAUCAACAUCCCACCCCCAACGUUGAUGGUGCCGACGAGGUUGCCGGCCCCGACCACGAUGAGCGAUUACUCCGCAGCUUCUCCCAGAAUCUUUCCUCAUACCUGUUCUCUCUGUAACGUAGAAUGUGCCCAGCUAAAGAACUGGAUUGCGCAUCAAAACACCAGCCUCCACAUCGACAACUGCCGGCUGCUCAGGAAAUUGUAUCCUGACUGGAACGGGGAAACUGUAUCAAGCCCUGCUCCCAGUAGAAAUGACAACAACCAGAGUUCCUCCAAACGUCGCCAGACCACCUCCCGUUCUCCUUCUCCACGCCUCUCCUCCUCCUACCGCACCACUUCCUCCUCCUCCGCUGCUCGCCGACCUCGAUCCAGGGAACGCUCCCGGGAACGUAGACACAGCGCCGGCAGACGGCGUUCCCGGUCUCCUGGUUCGCGUCGGGAGCGUGACCCUCCGGCGUCGGCGUCUUCGCACCGGGAGCGUCGGCGUUCCCGCCGCCCCCAGACAACUUCUUCAUCCCGGAGGAGGUCGCGUUCUAGGAGCUAUGAGCGGGAGCGUCGGGAAGCGAGGAAGAGCAGCCCUUCAGGAGGAGGGAAGAGCAGACAGCAGAAGUCUAGCAGUGCUGAGAGCCUGGCCAAGAAACUACUGGAGUCAUCUGCUGGCCUCUCCCUGACUAAGAACACCAGUCUAGAAGUUCUGAUGCAGUCCCUGGCCCCUGCUCUCCUGGCCGAGCUCGCCAAAAAGAAAGGAGCCACUUCUGCCAAGGGAGGUGCCGGCAAGGGAGGCCGCUCCUCCUCCCGGAAGACUGAAACGGGAACGUCCAAGGGUGGCAAGGCAGGCACCGGAUCUGGGAGGACAUCAAACAAGAAAUCCUCAUCACCCUCCAAAUCAUCCUUCAAAUCGUCCAGCUCAGCUCCUUCCAAGGUAUGCCUUUGUGUGGGUUAAAAAAAUAAAUAAAAU
Oncorhynchus masou masou (cherry salmon) is the source of this 3583-nucleotide messenger RNA. RefSeq names its product zinc finger protein 638-like. The transcript has 7 exons. NCBI's taxonomy places the organism in Eukaryota, Metazoa, Chordata, Actinopteri, Salmoniformes, Salmonidae. The record is from RefSeq and is a predicted model, not a curated record. Bases 1214 to 3568 code for a protein of 784 amino acids. Gene Ontology annotation, cellular component: precatalytic spliceosome.